UCAUACUCAAGGGUGUGGUAUCCAGACUCAAAGAGCUUGCAGAUUCAUUGGAUGAAAAGACCAAUGAAUCUAGUGCAUUACAGAAAGCCCUUGAACUGACCAAAGACGCUUACAACAAAUGCGAGGCUGAUCUACAAAAUAUGACAAAAGAAAGGGACAUCCUUAAAACAGAAUUGAGUGAGUCUCAGAAGUUAGUUGACAGUAUCAAUGAAAACAUAUCCCACCUUAAGCACGAGAAGGAAACCUUUUCUAAACGCCUCAACGCUGAGAAAAUAGCCCUGACUGAGCUAAGGGAUCUGGCUGCUGCUUCAGAGUCUCGGUUGAAAGAAAUCGAGGCAGCCAGAAGAAUCCAGGACCAAAAGAUGGUUUCUGAUGCUGAAACUAUCAAAGCCAAAAUAUCAGAACUUGCCGAAACCGAACUACAAACAAAACAGCUAGUGACCAAAAUCAACAAAUUAACCUCUGACUUGGAUCGGAAACAAGAGGAUAUAUCACUGUUGAACAAGGAUCUAGAUUGGUACAAGAGUAAGUUUGAGGUUCUCAAGAAGGAAGUUGGAGAUGAGGAGCGGAAGAAGGUCUCUGAAGACAAAAUACUGAAUAAAAAUUCUGAUCAAACUGACAAGGAAUAUGGAACAUUGGAAUCAUAUGUUGGGGUUUGAAUGUAUGUAUAGUACAGCAAUAUAAUUUAACUAGAAAACUAUUUGAUAUACUACUCAAGUGGAAUUUGGUGGUCGUUUGCAUCGGUGAUGUCAAUAAAACCAUCAGCAAGAUAGCCUCCACCCCAAGAAGCGAAGGCGCCAGGUUUGAAAGGAGCAGGGUCCUCUGCCUUCUUGGUAAUGUCUCUAGCAUACCCAAAAAUACCUUCUUUCUUCCACAUAUUAAGGAACUCGUUAUUGAACAUGUUAAUACCUUGAAUAG
Molecule: messenger RNA, 918 nt
Organism: Yamadazyma tenuis ATCC 10573
Lineage: Eukaryota; Fungi; Ascomycota; Pichiomycetes; Serinales; Debaryomycetaceae
Source: RefSeq, a predicted model, not a curated record